Molecule: messenger RNA, 1321 nt
Organism: Cucurbita moschata (crookneck pumpkin)
Lineage: Eukaryota; Viridiplantae; Streptophyta; Magnoliopsida; Cucurbitales; Cucurbitaceae
Exons: 1
Coding region: 97-534 (145 amino acids)
Cellular component (GO): mitochondrion
Source: RefSeq, a predicted model, not a curated record
UAACCUAAGUACUUCGAAACCCUAGCCUCCACCCUCCACCGCCAAGCUCCGACGCGCUGCCUCCCCUUCCCGGACCUUUUCUCUUCUCUUUCAUCAAUGGCUUUCUUCACCGGCGGCGGCCGAUUCCGCGAGCUUCUCAAGAAGUACGGGAAGGUCGCAAUCGGAGUUCAUUUCUCAGUGUCGGCGGCUUCGAUCACUGGCCUCUAUGUCGCCAUCAAGAACAAUGUGGAUGUUGAAUCGCUACUCGAUAAGUUACACAUGGAUGGAUUCUCUUCCAAAGAUCAGUCGCAGACUAGUCCCGAUGAUGGACUAGUGAUCGAAGAAAGUCCUGCGUCGGAUAUUCAAUCGACGGUGGCGCAGGAGCCGAGGACGAGGAAUCGUACUGCAGAGCUUGCGGCGUCGACUGGCGGCGCGUUGGCUUUGGCCGUUCUUUGCAACAAGGCAUUGCUGCCUAUUCGGAUUCCGAUAACGAUUGGGCUGACGCCGCCGAUUGCGAGGAUGCUGGCGAGGCGAGGGAUUAUGAGAAGUGGUUAAGGAACUGAAUCCAUCUCAUUUCUUCUUCGUAAUCAUCUUUCAAGUAUGUUGGAUCGGCGAGUUAAUCUUUCAUGGCUUUGCUUCUUCUCGCGAUGAACAGAGUAUUGUGAUCCAUUUUCUACCUUCUUUCUAGAAUUUUUUUUUUCCAAGAAAGAACAGUUGUGUUGAUUAUAAGACACAUUCAGAGUAGAUGUUUCUGUUCAUCUUGUCAAAAUACCAAAUAAAUUUAAAAAAAUCCAACUCUCAGUUCUUCCACUUCGUAUUCAUUUGAUUUCACUGUACUUGCAAAGAUCCGAUCAUCUUUUUCCUUACAACAGAUUGAAUUCUAUGAACCUUAUGAUAGGAGCUUGUUGGUAGAGUUGAAAUCGCCUCAAAAGAACGAAAAGAAACAGAUUGAACACAUCGAAUUGAACCGAAUCGGUCCGACUGAACUGCGCUUACCUCUGAUUUUCUGGAUUUUUAGUUCUUCCGGCGACAUGAUUCAAGGCUCGGCCAUGACUGCUCAUUCAAGGCAUUGUAAACAAUGAGGCGAAUCUGAGGUGAAGGAGGUGGCGACCUACCAGAGGUAUUCGGCUGGAAACAGAGAGAAAAAACAGAGCCCUAAACUUACUGAAGCUUUCUGGCGAGCUCCAACGGCGUUCGACGACGAGUCCUUUCCCCGAUUGACACCACGAUUAGUUAAGAUUUUUCUCCGACGAUGCUUUUCUUGAAACGGAUUUUCCAACGAUGAUUUAUACCAACUUAAUUUCUUGCCGGUGAUGAACAUUAAAAUACCAAAAUCCAUCAC